Racocetra persica is the source of this 1433-nucleotide messenger RNA. NCBI's taxonomy places the organism in Eukaryota, Fungi, Glomeromycota, Glomeromycetes, Diversisporales, Gigasporaceae. The record is from the annotation of a GenBank genome assembly.
CAAUGUUUCGAGCUGUUCUUUUGGACAAAGAAUGUUGGGAAAGCAAUAUGAGACUUGAUCCUGUCACUGGUUUGGAUCCACCCGAUGUAAAAUUGCGGGCUGCACAGGGACUGGAUGCUGCUGAUUAUCUUUUCCCAGGUUAUUGGGUUUGGGGCAAAAUGAUACAAAGUUUUGCGGCGAUCGGUUAUGAUUCUAAUAACAUGCAUCUCGCUGCUUAUGAUUGGAGACUUUCAUUCUUUAAUCUUGAAGUUAGGGAUAAAUAUUUUUCGAAGCUAAAAUCUAACAUUGAGUUAAUAAAAUCAACAGAAAAUAAAAAAUCUGUACUUAUUGGUCAUUCAAUGGGCGCUUGCGUUAUUCUAUAUUUCUUCAAGUGGGUAGAAUCCCCAUUAGGUGGCAAUGGUGGGCUCUCUUGGGUUAACGAUCAUAUUGAAUCUUUUAUUAAUAUUGGUGGCCCUUUAUUGGGUGUGCCAAAAGCUUUGUCUGCAUUACUUUCAGGUGAAAUGCGAGAUACCGUAGAAUUAGGUGCUUUUGGAAUUUAUGUUCUUGAACGUUUUUUCUCUAAACGUGAGCGAUCGGAACUUUUUCGCACUUGGGGUGGACUUUCUUCUAUGCUGCCAAAGGGUGGUGCUGCGAUAUGGGGCAACACGACUCAUGCUCCUGACGAUCGUGAGAAAUCGAUGCAUACUUUUGGUUCCUUGUUAACCUUACGUUCCCUUCUUCAUAACAAAUUCGAUAAUAAUGAUACCAAUCAUACCGCAGCUGAAAUAAUUUAUAAGCACACAAGUACUACUGGUAUAAAUUUUUUACAACAAAAUACGGACUCAUUUUAUAAUAAAAUGUUGUCCAAUAAUUAUAGUUUUGGAAUGGCUACUUCUGAAGAUGAAAUUUCCGAUGAUAUGAAGGAUCAUACUAAAUGGACUAAUCCUCUUGAGUCACGAUUACCUUACGCUCCUGAAAUGAAAAUAUAUUGCUUAUAUGGUUGGGGAAAGGAUACCGAAAGAUCAUAUUACUAUUCACAUGAUUUUACAGAUUCGAAUGAGAGUUCUAGCGAAGAUACUUAUAAAUUUUUAAACAGUCUUUUCAUCGAUAGUUCAUUCAAUUCUGAUCAUGAUCCAAAUAUAAAAAGCGGUGUACAUAAUGGUGAAGGAGACGGUACUGUCCCACUACUAUCACUAGGAUUUAUGUGCACUAAAGGAUGGAAAAAUCCGCUAUAUAAUCCUGCUGGGAUUAAAGUAAUUACUCGUGAAUUUGAACAUGAGGUAGGGCCAGGUCUAAAUAUUCGUGGUGGUGCAAAGACAGCAGAUCAUGUAGAUAUAUUGGGAAAUUAUGCAAUUACGGAGGACAUUUUGCGUAUUGCAUCUGGACACGCUGAAGAACUCAAAGACAGGAUCACUUCUAAUAUUUUAGAAUACGCCGCCAGGGUUGAUAUCUAG